Molecule: messenger RNA, 714 nt
Organism: Pseudocercospora fijiensis CIRAD86
Lineage: Eukaryota; Fungi; Ascomycota; Dothideomycetes; Mycosphaerellales; Mycosphaerellaceae
Exons: 8
Coding region: 1-714 (237 amino acids)
Source: RefSeq, a predicted model, not a curated record
AUGAAUAAACAUGACACGGCACAAUUCACGCCGCGCGCAUCAUUUUGUACUGUUCGGACAUUUUGGCUACACGUUGUUGUAUCAUUUGGGAAAGAAAACGGACUUGUAGCAGCGCUACGCCGUGGCGGUCAAACGGCGCAAAGGGACAUUUUGGUUUUUUUGAAAGCUCGCCAGUACGUAUUGGGUGUACUUUGGUUCUAUUUAAUUGCCGAAAAAUCCAAACACCACUGUACUUCGGACUGCGAGUCUAUCAUCAUCACACCUGCUCAUGAUUCCACCAUUUUUUUUUCUCCGCAAAUUCACUCAGAAUGUAGAUCACGCCAUAUAUGUACUGUACAUCUGCAUGAACAUAGUAACCGCCGUAGACGUAUAUGUACUAAUACAUGCUCGCUGAAAGUAUCGAACGAACGAUCGAAACAAAAAAUCUGGAUUCUAUUCUAUCUAUCUCCGCAUAAAAAGCAGUCUGUUCCAAAAUUGUACAGUACAUUAGCAAACUCCCCGUCCCCGCAAUCCGUCGGUGCUGCGGUGGAAUUGGAUAUCAUUUUUUUUCUAUUUCAUCGAAGCUUCGUUGAAAUUCCCGAGUCUCUGGAACCUAAGCAAGCUAUCCCCGUCCUGUCCCCGUCCCCUCCCUCCUUGACGAUUAAGCGAGAUGGCGGACGGGGAUGUAGCGUUGAAGAGGACAGGAUUUCUACGGUUGCAGCUGUGGCACUGUGA